Messenger RNA from Cercopithifilaria johnstoni, 951 nucleotides. NCBI's taxonomy places the organism in Eukaryota, Metazoa, Nematoda, Chromadorea, Rhabditida, Onchocercidae. The record is from the annotation of a GenBank genome assembly.
AUGAGUAAUUGGACAGUUGGACAGGUAUCGUUGUAUACAAUUUGCAUUCCAAUCAUUUUUGUUUUAUGUGUUUUGGCAGCUUUUUGUAAUAUAUUGGUGCUACUAGCACGAUUUCAAAUAAAAAAUCGAAAUGGAGCCUUAGAAUUAACAUUCUCUUUGGCCUUAUCGGAUAUUUGGACAUCAAUCGUUGUUGUUGCAUCGUUAUUUCUCAACUCAUAUAUGCCUGUUGUUUUGGGUAUAAACUAUACAUCUUUAUGCUUUUCACUUACCUUAGAGGCAUUUCGAACAGGUGGACUAUUAACCGGUCUUCUUCACCUGUCCACUUUAGCAGUUUUUCAUUUGCUAUCUAUCACACGUCCGUUCGAUCAUGACAAAUUGUUAAAUCAACAUAAGACUCGACUGAUAGUUAUUCUAAUAUGGUUUUUACCACCAUCACUUCUUUUAUUGUACUUUUCCGCUUGGCCUAAUCAAGGAUUUCGAGUUAAAGAUUGUUUGGUGGUCGAAUUUUAUGACAUCCUUUACUUUCGAAUGAUAAUUUCAGUUCUGAUUAUCUCACUUAUGCUGUGCACCGGACUGAUGUAUUGGAUGUUGCUUGAGAAGCUAAAUGAAUCUUUUGCAAAGUCUACAAUAACACGUAAGCGUCGCGUAGUUGUAGCAUCAGGCCUUAUUUUUGGAACAUUCGUCAUAGGCUGGUUGCCAGCAUCGUUACUUUAUAUAUUUACCGCGAAAGGCAUGCCACUUCAUCGUGUCAGAAGUAUUUGGUUGAAUAUAUUUGCUCUAACGACAUUAAUCCUAAUUAUGAUCAAAUCAAUCACCAAUCCGAUUAUUUAUGCAGCAAGAAUUCCAGAAAUUCGGCAUUUAAUUGAUGAAUGGCAAAAUUAUAUUGGAAUCAGCAAGAAUAAGGAUGAAAAUGAUAAAAGGAAUUGCCAAGAACAUGAAACAUCAUUUUGA